Molecule: messenger RNA, 195 nt
Organism: Pelobates cultripes (western spadefoot toad)
Lineage: Eukaryota; Metazoa; Chordata; Amphibia; Anura; Pelobatidae
Source: the annotation of a GenBank genome assembly
GUAGUUUUUUACCCACGCGCGUUCCGGUCGUGGUGCCCCGGCCUCCCGGGCUCAGGGCACCUCUCAGGAACUGUUUGUUCCGGCGCGGCUUAUUCCGCGACCGGAGCCGCUCAUGCAUGCGCAGUCGUGGUGGCCAUAUUGACUGUGGCAAAGAGUUUUGCCAUGCUUUUCCCGGCUCGCGCUGCACAUUUAGGG